Molecule: messenger RNA, 741 nt
Organism: Penicillium oxalicum
Lineage: Eukaryota; Fungi; Ascomycota; Eurotiomycetes; Eurotiales; Aspergillaceae
Product: EXPERA domain-containing protein
Exons: 1
Coding region: 1-741 (246 amino acids)
Biological process (GO): sterol metabolic process
Cellular component (GO): endoplasmic reticulum; membrane
Molecular function (GO): cholestenol delta-isomerase activity
Source: RefSeq, a predicted model, not a curated record
AUGGCCUCCUCCGCCUCCUUUACCCUGGACCUCCCAACAGUCCUAUGCCUCGCAUUCUGUCUCUCCUUCAUGCCAAUCGCCUACCUGCUCAGCAAAGCUCUCAUCCCAUCCACCCACACCCGCAAUCGGAUCCUCUUCUUCUGGCACACCUACGACGCCCUCACCCACUUCUUCAUCGAGGGCUCCUUCCUCUACGAAUGUUUCUUCAGCUACGUCCCCCUGCCCAAGGGCGUUCUCAGCUCCAGACCACACUUUCUCAAUCGCAUCGAUCGCGUCUACGGCGCUGCGCACGGCUCGGGUCCCAGCGCACGCCUGUGGCAGGAAUACGCAAAGGCGGAUGCCCGCUGGGCCACGGCCGACGUCACGGUGGUCUCGUUGGAGCUGUUGACCGUGUUUCUGGGCGGGCCGGCCGCAUUGUAUGUGUGCUACUUGCUGGUGCGGGCGUCGAAUGAGAAGCUGGGUGCGAGGGUGCGAGGAAGUGCCAAGGCGACUUUGUGGUUUGUUGCGACGGCGUUGGCAACGGCUGAGUUAUAUGGGGGGUUUAUGACGUUUGCGCCGGAGUGGUUGACGGGUAGUUUGCAGUUGGCGACGGAGGAUCCGGUGUAUUUGUGGUUGUAUUUGUUCUUUUUCAAUACGCUGUGGGUGUUUGUUCCACUGUGGGUUUUGUGGGAGGCGAGCAAGGAGCUACAGGCUGCUUUUGUGACGCGGGAGGUGGUUGUGGCUGGGCAGAAGGGCAAAUAA